AUGUAUAAUACAGGCAAAAAAUUCCACCCACUUGAUUUUUUCCAUUAAUGAACCACGUUGGAAAGGUUGGCUCUGGGAAAAAUUACAGGCUGCAUAUCUUUCGUUUCUUCUUCUCCACACCCUUUCACGCCCGUCUGGAGAUCGAAGAGCGAAUCUUGACUCAUCUGUAAAAUGUACACUCCAAUGUACA
Messenger RNA from Nezara viridula (southern green stink bug), 190 nucleotides. The record is from the annotation of a GenBank genome assembly. NCBI's taxonomy places the organism in Eukaryota, Metazoa, Arthropoda, Insecta, Hemiptera, Pentatomidae.